Messenger RNA from Bactrocera tryoni, 898 nucleotides. RefSeq names its product cytochrome b5 (gene Cyt-b5). The transcript has 2 exons. NCBI's taxonomy places the organism in Eukaryota, Metazoa, Arthropoda, Insecta, Diptera, Tephritidae. Bases 136 to 534 code for a protein of 132 amino acids. The record is from RefSeq and is a predicted model, not a curated record. Gene Ontology annotation, molecular function: heme binding. Gene Ontology annotation, cellular component: membrane; intracellular membrane-bounded organelle.
GUGGUAGUGCGAUUACUAUUAUUUCAUUUCCAAUUCUUGAAUCGUUCAAAACUUCAUCACUUAUAUACGGUGCUUAUUGUAGUUUUAUACAAUUUAAACGCAAAUAAAGAAAACUAAAAAUAUAGAAAUAAUAUAAUGGCUGCCGAAGGAGAGGUUAAACUUUACUCACGCGAGGAAAUCUCAAAACACAAUUCAAACAAAAACACUUGGAUGAUAAUCCAUAAUAACGUGUACGAUGUGACUGAAUUUUUAAAUGAGCAUCCCGGUGGAGAAGAAGUGCUGAUCGAACAAGGCGGCAAAGAAGCUACAGAGAAUUUCGAAGAUGUCGGUCACAGCUCUGAUGCGCGCGAAAUGAUGAAAAAAUACAAAAUCGGCGAACUAGUCGAAUCCGAACGUACGAAUGUGCCUCAGAAGAGCGAACCCUCAUGGAACGCGGAUCAGAAAACAGAAGACUCAUCCAUGCGUUCAUGGCUAGUGCCAUUGGUACUUGGUUUGGUGGCUACAAUUUUAUACAGAUAUUUCUUUAAAGUGUAAAUUUUGCAAAAAAAAAAAGUAAACAAAAAAAGCGUGCAAACAACAAAUAUUUUUACGAUUAAUUUCCUUCGUCGUUGCGUUGUAAAGUUUAUUUAAGAAACCAUUCCCUUUAAUUAAUUAGUAAAAGGAAGUGUCUGCAUUUAUGCCUAGAGAUGCACAAAACCGUACCAAAACAGGAAGGAUAAUUUCAAAAUAUUUUGCAUACAAAUGAAAAGUGUAUAAUGGUUGCUGCUUGCUUAAUAGAUAAAUUUUACCAUAUGUAAUUUUUUAAAGAGAAAAAUGUAAAAAUUUAUUAUACAUAGUAUGUUUAUAUUCUAUUGAUGAGGAAAUUAUACAAAUAAAUAUGUAUAAGUACUUGGGUAUA